Molecule: messenger RNA, 4116 nt
Organism: Salvelinus fontinalis (brook trout)
Lineage: Eukaryota; Metazoa; Chordata; Actinopteri; Salmoniformes; Salmonidae
Exons: 6
Coding region: 158-3610 (1150 amino acids)
Biological process (GO): Notch signaling pathway; protein ubiquitination
Molecular function (GO): RNA binding
Source: RefSeq, a predicted model, not a curated record
UCCUUCACGCAAGUCCUUUCACUUUCCAUUUCUUGAGAACCGAGAAUAAUCGCUCUCAGAUUUGCAAGCAACAGUUCGUCAUUUUGCUCUUAUAACAUAUCUCGUUUCAUAUUUGAAUCUAGGACAAACGCACACAAACGAAAGAUAAAUAACAAGGAUGGCGAAGGAGGGUGGAACGGUCCGAGUGUGUGGGUUACCCCUAGAUAUCAAUAAAAACAGACUGAUCGACAAGCUCCACAUUCAUUUCCUGCGGAAGAGGAAUGGAGGAGGGGACAUUUCAUCGGUCACGGUCUCCAAGACAACGCCUGGCUCUGCCUUCAUUACCUUUGAGGACAGCGAAGUGGCUCGGAGAGUGGUUGAACAUCAGAAUCACACAUUAUCAGUGAAUGGCAAGCAAUAUGAGCUAAGUGUGAGUUUGCACAGCAAAGACGUUGAUCCAGAUGAGCUCUUUGUGGACACAGCUGUGACAGUGGACUACAGCAAAUUGAAUGGGGGGAAAACAUCGAUAUCUAACAUCCUCAAAAAUGCCUGUGACAUAAAAUGCACCUUUCACGUUCAGGCUGACCUCUGCACUUUCAAAGGUCGCUACACAGAAGUCCAAAUCCUGACCAAGUGUCUGCUGAGACUUUUCAAUUCACAGACCUCAAAAGAUGUCCAUUCCCUUAAAGCUGAGGCCACCGAGGAUGACAAAAGAUACAACUCUGCUCAAGGACGAACAGAAAGACAGGAGGACACUGAGACCGCAGGACAGGCCAACGGACUGGAUCUGGGGAACGGUUCCAGUAGAGCCUCUGAGAGUAAUCGUGCCCUUCUUCAAGAAUCUUACACCAAUGAUAGAAAGGAGGCGGAUGCAUUGUACACAUCAUACACCAAUCAUAGAGAGGAAGCGGGGGCAUUGCAUACAUCUUACACCAAUGACAUAGAGGAUGCAGUGGCAUUAGAGAAGGGAACCUCAAUGGAGGACUUCUCAAUGGUCAUAGACUCAGACAUCUUCCGAUACCUCCGAAAGUACUGCUCGGCUGAGUACCAGAACAUCCUCGACAGGCAUGGAGUAGAGAUACUGGAUGUCACCACCAGAGAUAUCACCACCCUCUACCUGCAGCUUAAGGCUGGGGCCACUGGGCGAGGUGUGGAGCAUCUAAGGCUUGCGCAUGGGGAGUUGGCCUGGCUGUACCAAGACAAAGAGGCCCAACUUCGCAAGGAGCAGUUGGCUAAGGAAAGCUUCCCCAGGUUGGGGCUCCAGCAGGCUUUUAAAACCUUAACGCAGAGAUUCACAAAGCUGCUGAUCAAUGAAGACAAGUCCAAUGUCUAUCUGGUGGGCAGUGGAAGUGACGUGUCGGAGGCCAAGCAGUUCCUAUUGGAAAUGCAAGGGACAACAAAGGAGCACGGUCAAGAGUUACUUCACUCCUCAGGAGAUGCGUCUCUACCCUUUGUCCCUGACACCAAGCUUAGAAAAGAAAGGGCUGUGAGGAGCAAAGAAUUCAAAAUGGCUGCCACAUUUGGGAGAACUAUGGGUUCUGAGAAACCUAAAGAUGAUGAGAAUUGGUCCAGCUUGAGUGACGUAAAGGCUCCUGAGGAUCACCAGAUAAAUAGUUUCUCGUCCACAAAACUCAGAAUGAAUGACCAGAAAUUAGGUAGUGGACCAAUUUCAGGGAUUACGAGUCAGAAGGUUGAAAUGUCAAGUUCUGGUCCAAGGGAUCUCCAGGAAGACAACCUCUUCAAAAGGUAUGAACCAUUGUCCACUGCUUCCUUGUCUGUUAACCCCCCUCUGAACUUGGCACAAAACAAUGAAACCAGACCCACAAAAGCAGCAAACUUUAGUGAAUUCCAGGGCUACUCAAUGGAUGAUAUGGACAUGUCUGUGGAUAGGGCGGUUCCAACUGGCAUAGUCCAACAAUCCAAGUCAAUUUCCACUCUGAGACGGUCCAACAGUUUCUCAGGGCAGGUUAGGACCAAACAAGUCAGAAAGGACAGCAGCUCAGCUGUAGACCUGUUUGGAAAGACCAAAGGAGGCGAAACUACUAGUCACCCAGAGACUAGGCAAGUCUUCAGUGUAGAGCUGGUGGUGCCCACAACUCAAUGGUUAUACACAAAGGAUGUUUUCCACAUACUGCUAGAGGAAGUAACCUCUGACCUGCAGAUGAAGGAGAAAAAAACAUUAAAUGAGGUCGUCCUCCAUCUGAGAGGGAAAGAUCCAGCCAACGUCAGGGUGUGUCAGCAGGUGCUGAAAAAGCUGAUUGACAAGGUGGCCGAGGACUUCUCCACCCAUGAGCUGUUGUUAACACAGCUGGGUGUGUCAGACUCGAAGAAUGAGACAGUUGAGGUGUUAUGCACCACUGUGAGAGAGACAUGGGAGAAAGUGAAAAUCAUUCUAAUGCCAAAUACUAAGAGCAUUUUAAUCUUUGGUCCAAAACUGGAUUGUUUGGAGGUGAUGUCAUUUCUAAAAGAGGUGCUUCACUUUGGAACAGAGGGGGAACAGACCAUGAAAGAGAGACCCAUUGAUCUUAAGAAACCAUCUUCUGAUUCUCCAUCCAACCCUGACAUAAACUCCUCAGCAGCACAUCAGAGCUCUGCCAGUAGUGACAAACAAGACCAGGAGACCACCCCUGCAACCGACAUUGUUUCAUCAGGGAGCUUGGAGGGAGUGAGCCAAUCAGGUGUGAAGAAAGUGCCUGUUUUGAAGCUUCGGUUAGGAGUAGCUGGUCCCGUAGAUGAAAAGAGUUUCAGGACAAUCAGUGCUCCCUAUAAAGCAGAGGGGUCACUAAGAGUGACAGAAGGAAAUGAUGCAGCACCAUUACCAGAGCACAGUGCUCAGAGGUUGACAGGGCCAAAGCCUGAGAAAAGCCAGAUACCUAACAGUAGGGGACUGCAGACCCAAAAGAACCAUAGCGAAGGAAAUGCCGGUUUGUCCUGUAUAUGUGGAACCGCAGGGGCAUCUAUAUCUUGGACGGCUGGUGGAAAAGCCAUGUGCCCAUCGUGCGUGGAAUGUACAAAGUCUCAUGCAAUGAAUCCGCAAAGCGCCACCGCCAAACAUUACGGGGCAAGCCGGUCCAAUGAGAAACAAGAUGUGAAAGACACCGAGGUGAAGGCCAGUCCAUCUUGGGUAGGUGGAACCACUGGGGAAUCUGUGUCUAUGACUGCUUGGGGCGGGGCCUUGUGCCAGAAUCACAUCCAUCCCGACUGUAAAGUACGCCCUAAAUCUAAGGAGGGUGUCGUGGGCAUCCGGGGGACCAUGACCCGCAGUGAGAUGUCCAUCAGUCUGGUUGGGUACAACAAGGAUACAACGCUGAAGAUCACCUACAACAUUCCUGAUGGCAUCCAAGGGAAAGACCAUCCAAACCCUGGGGGAUCUUUCCAAGGGGGCACGUUCCAUGCCUUCCUGCCUCUGAAUGAAACGACUCUCAAGCUUCUGCCAUGCCUCGAACGUGCCUUUCAUCGAGGCCUCACCUUCAAUGUGAGAGUAGGGGACACUAGGGAUUGUGUGACCUGGGGUAGCAUCCCACACAAGACCAGCAUCGAGGGAGGGUUUUCCAGGAAUGGAUACCCAGACUCAAGAUAUCUCAGAUGCUUAGCUGAGGCACUGAGGUCUCAUGGUAUCGAGGAGGGCUGAAAAACUGCAAUGGAUCAAGACCUGAGAAAAACCUCAAAACUGACCAAACAGCGCUUUAAAAAUGUAAUCAUUAAUUAUUUUUGCCGUACAUUUUCCUAUGUAAACACUAAAGUUAUAUAACAAAAAAAAGUAAGGUUCACAAUACAUAUUGUUCUAUGAAAAAUAGUCACAAUCAGGAAAUGCUCAUGGUAAUGCCUAUGUAAUACAGUGAAGACGCAUAUGUUGAACACAUACUGUAUAUUGGUUGACUCAAAUUAUCAAAAUACAGAUAUCAGUUCAGAUGUCAUUUAGUUCUCCUUUCCAGCUACAGUUCCACUUUCAAAUCUGAGUUGUUUGGGAUGACACUUGGAUUAUACCGGUCUACUGGUCAGAAACAAAGUACCCACACAUUUACCGCAAACUAAAAAGAUCCCCCAAAGAAUGCUUACACUGAUUCGGUCAUGCUCUCCACAGCUCCAGUAUUGCGUUUAUACAGAAUAUUUCAAGGACUGUGUGCAGUACUGUUA